Messenger RNA from Fopius arisanus, 4038 nucleotides. RefSeq lists its product as uncharacterized. The record is from RefSeq and is a predicted model, not a curated record. Gene Ontology annotation, molecular function: iron ion binding; oxidoreductase activity, acting on paired donors, with incorporation or reduction of molecular oxygen; monooxygenase activity. Bases 105 to 4037 code for a protein of 1310 amino acids. The transcript is spliced from 27 exons. Lineage: Eukaryota; Metazoa; Arthropoda; Insecta; Hymenoptera; Braconidae.
CAUCGAUGAUAUUUAUUUUUCAUUCAUAAUAUCAUCCCGAUAUCACCAAGCAGCAGUUUCCCGUAAAUUCCGAUAUUUUAUUGAUAAUCAAUUUCAUUCCCGCGAUGACGGCAAUUCUGCCCAUUUCUCCGCCAUUCGCCUUCCUGGUAGGAGUUCUCACAAUCUUAUUAACCCUCCGGUUGUGGAAUCCUGUCAGAAAUUACUUGCAACAACGAUCCGCGUUCAUUAAAUUUGCAAAAACAUUACCAGGCCCACGGACAGUCCCUUUUUUUGGAAAUGCCUUGAUGUUAUGGGAAACUGACAAGACUGUGUUAACCCUGACGAGAAUCGGGCGUGAAAUAAAGGCGAGUACAUUCAGGUUCUGGUUGGGACCGGCUCUAAAAAUUGUGGUGACUGAUCCCCGCGACCUCGAGAUCAUCAUGAUGUCUUCAAAGGCCACUCGAAAAGAUGAUGUCUACCAGUUGAUGCAGCCAGCUGUCGUCAAUGGCCUCAUUAAUUCAGAAGGUGCAAUAUAUCGAGCUCACAAGAAAUUACUGACGCCCAUAAUCAAUAGUAAUAUUGCAGUCAAUCGAUACGCUGAGAUAUUUAAUUACCAGAGUUCCAUUCUUGUUAAACGUCUGCAAGAAAAAGUUGGGACAGGAGAGUUUAACAUGCAUGAACACAUUGGAUUUUGUAUCGGGGAUGUUGCUUUCGAAACAUUAACUGGAAUGCCAGGAACUUGCCAGAGCGGACAGCCCAGUCCAUUCUUAAAACUAACUCAAGAGGGAUUGCACAUUGUUUGCUAUAGGAUGAUGAGACCUUGGCUUUACCCGGAUAUUAUUUUCUCGUUGACGAACAGCGGAAGAAAAUUUUCGAAAAUAGUGGAAGAGGCUCACGCGUAUAUUGAUCAGGAGAUAAUAAAGAGGAUAAAUAAUCACAAACCGCUGCAUUCGGAGGAUCGCUACAACUUGGCUGUCCUCGACUACAUGGUUGACCAGAUGAUGAUAAAUGGUGAUUUGACAGUUGAAAAAAUUCGAUACGAGAUCGUUACACUUUUCGUCGGUUUAUUCGAGACCGUCGAGGGUUUAUGCUGCAUGAUCCUGCUGAUGAUUGCAAUGCAUCCAGAAGUGCAAGAGAAGGUCAGAGCCGAGAUAAAUAGCACAAUCAAGAAUGAUUACAUAACCGACGUUGAAACAACUAAUUUGGAGUACCUUGACAUGGUGAUCAAAGAGUCGAUCCGACUCUUCCCCGUGGGUCCUGUGCUUCCACGAAAAAUCACUGAAGAAAUGAAACUGUCGGAGUGCACCGUUCCAAAAGGUAGUUCUAUUUUUAUGUUACCUUUUGCAACGCACAGAGACCCGAAGCACUGGGAGAACCCUGAGAAAUUCAUCCCUGAGCGGUUUACUUUCGAAAAUUCGAGGGAUCGUCAUCCCUUCGCCUUCGUACCCUACAGUGGUGGUCCGAGAAUUUGUCCAGGUCCUAAAUACGGUGUCGUCUGCGUCAAGAUCGUCAUCGCACAGAUCCUGAGGAAUUUUAAAAUGUCGUCGUCGAUGAACCUGGAGACGAUGCCCAUACAUACCCAUAUUUCCACAAGGUCUGUCAAUGGGUACCACGUGAAGCUGGACAAAGUUGAUAUAAUACUUUCAUCCGGCAAGAGUACACACAAGGAUCCGGUCUACCAAUUAUUUAAACCGAUUGUGGAAUACGGUUUAAUCAACACAGAAGGAGCGGUGUACCGCGGCCACAAGAAGUUGUUACUAUCGAUAUUAAAUCACAGUUCGGUAAUGGAUAAGUACGUGGAGUUAUUCAAUAAUUACGCAAAUUUGUUUAUUGCGAGUCUAGGAGAAAAAUUGAACAAUGGGGAAUUUGAUGUUGAGGAAGACGUCAAACGAUGUAUCGGGCGUCUAGCAUUCGAGACAUUAAUGGGAAUAGUUGAGAAUUCCAAAUUGAAGGAUAAUAAUCCUUUCGUGGAGAGAGCAGAUCAGGCUCUGGGCAUUUUUAUAAACAGAAUAGCGAGGCCUUGGCUCUAUCCGUCGACAAUUUUCAAACUCACCCAACAAGGAAGAGAUUUCUAUCAAAUAAGCAGCCAGACGCAUGCAUUUGUCAAUAAUUUGAUUGAGACGAAAAGGAGUGCAUACAAAGCAUCGCAUGAAAAAAUUAUGAGUCCAGUGUUGGAUUCUCUUAUUGAUCAUGUGAUUAAAACAGGUGCAUGGAGUGAGCCUGAAGUGCGAGAUGAGAUUAUUACGACAUUUGUUGGGUUGAAUGACACAAUCGGAGGACUUUUGUGCUUCGUAACACUGAUGCUGGCAAUGCAUCCUGAGGUUCAAGAGAAAGCGAGAGGUGAAGUUAAAGAGGUUGUAGGUGAUGAGGAAGUGACCACCGAGGCUAUUUGCCAGUUGGUUUACAUCGACAUGAUUGUUCGAGAGACUAUAAGAUUGUUCCCCGUGGGUCCUCUACUUCCUCGGAUAUCGACAGAACCAAUAGAGCUCAAUCCAACUCCUUGGAUUUUCUCAUUCGUCUUCUGCGUUCAAAUUAAAAUGAGUGUCUUCAAUGAAUCAUUCGAAUUUCUGUCACAACUUUUGAUCUCUUUGGAAAUUUUUCUGUCGUCUCUUCUGCGAGGUGGAAUGAACAUUUGGAGAAAUAUCUCCGAAUAUUUACAACGGAGAGAAAAAUUUCUCAAAUUCGCUGAGACAUUGCCAGGACCACCAGCACUGCCUAUUCUCGGAAAUGCUUUAGAAUUAUGGGAGAGCGAUAAGGCCUCUUUAGUUUUCACGAAAAUCAGUCGUGACUUGAAUGCCCCAUUAUUCAGGUUUUGGCUGGGACCGGUUCUCAAAGUGAUAGUGACGGAUCCCCAGGACUUUGAGAUAAUCCUCUCAUCAUCGAAGAGCACUCGAAAGGACGAAGUCUACCAAUUGCUGAAGCCAAUCGUCGAGUACGGACUCAUCAACAUAGAAGGGGCUGUGUAUCGGUACCACAAGAAGCUAUUGCUAUCGAUAUUAAAUCACAGUUCGGUGAUGGACAAAUAUGUGGAGUUGUUCAAUCGGUACGCCAAGAUGUAUGUUGCAAGUUUAGAGGAAAGGGUGAACAUCGGGGAAUUCGAUGUUGAAGAAGACGCUAAGCAUUGUAUUGGCCACCUAGCAUUCGAAACCAUCCUGGGUAUGGCAGAAGCUGUCACGUCGGAGAAUCAAAAACCAUUUGUCGAAAGAGGAGAUCAAGCUCUGAAUAUUUUUACUCACAGAAUGGCGAGGCCUUGGCUUUAUCCAGAAUUCAUCUUUAAAUUGACGCAAAGAGGGAAAGACUUUUACUGGAUAACCGACAAGACACAUGAAUUCAUCAAUAGUGUAAUUGAACUUAAGAAGAACGAGUACCAGACAUCACAUGAGAAAGUUAUGAGUCCGUUGGUGGACUCUCUUGUUGAUCAUGUGAUGAAAAAUGGCGCCUGGUCUCCACCAGAAGUUCGUGACGAGCUGACCACAACUUUCGUUGGAUUGAAUGACACAAUAGGAGGACUUUUGUGCUUCGUAACACUGAUGCUGGCAAUGCAUCCUGAGGUUCAAGAGAAAGCGAGAGGUGAAGUUAAAGAGGUUGUAGGUGAUGAGGAAGUGACCACCGAGGCUAUUUGCCAGUUGGUUUACAUCGACAUGAUUGUUCGAGAGACUAUAAGAUUGUUCCCCGUGGGUCCUUUACUUCCUCGGAUAUCGACAGAACCGAUAGAGCUCACGAGCUGCACUGUUCCAGAGGGUUGUUCUCUGUACAUGGUGCCCUUCGCCACCCACAGGGACCCCCGCUACUGGAACAAACCCGAGGAAUUCAUCCCCGAACGUUUUACCCCGGAGAAUUCAAAAAACCGUCACCCAUUCGCCUAUCUACCCUUCAGCAGCGGCUUCAGAAGCUGUCCCGGAUCAAAGUACGGCAUGAUGAGUCUCAAAGUUCUCGUUGCAUACGUUGUUCGAUCAUAUCGCCUCGAGUCAACCAUGAAGCUCGACAAAAUUCAGCUACACACGCACAUAUCCACCCGAAGCUCCGACGGAUAUAAACUAUCCAUCCAAAAACUUUAAU